AUGCCUUCCUACGUGAUAACCGGUGCAUCUCGAGGACUCGGUUUCGAGUUCUUACGCCAACUCUCUGAGGAUCCAGCAGCAAUUGUUAUCGGGCUUGUUCGUGAUAAAGAAGGGACUGAGAAAAAGGUAUCUUCUCAGAUCGGACGCCCCAACGUCCAUAUUCUCCACGGAGAUUUGGAUGAUUAUAAAUCUCUGAAGAAAGCAGCGGAAGAUACCGCAAAGAUCACUGGAGGCGCUGUAGACUAUCUCAUCGCUAAUGGUGCUUUCCUUUCUUCGAAAUUGGCUCUCCUAAGUCUUAACGACAUGGCCGACGAUCCGGAGGGUCUAGAGGAGGAUUUUCUCAGGUCUUUCAAGACCAAUGUAGUUGGAAAUAUCCAUCUUUUCAACUUCUUUCUGCCCCUGAUCCGGAAGGGGGAAGCUAAGAAAGUAAUUUCGAUCUCUACCGGUAUUGCCGACUACGACUUAGUGAGGGAAUUGGAGUAUGAUAUAGCCGGGCCAUACACUACGAGCAAGGCAGCUCUCAACCUCGCGGUCGUCGAGUACCAUGCCCUAUUGCACCACGAAGGGAUUCUGUUCUUCAGUAUCUCGCCUGGUGUUGUUGCGACGGACGGACAAAACGUCGCCACAGAUAAUAAGUCUGAAAAGGAGCUCGCAAACUCCGAAAAGAUGUUUGCCAAAUUCGCCAAAUAUGCACCUCACUUCAAGGGCCCAAUAACCCCAGAAGAGUCUGUCAAGAAAGUCAUGAAGGUUAUCUACAAUGCAAGCCUUGAGCGUGGAGAUGGAGGUUCAUUCGUCUCUCAUUUAGGUACCAGGCAAUGGCUUUAA
Daldinia childiae is the source of this 825-nucleotide messenger RNA. RefSeq lists its product as uncharacterized. The transcript has 5 exons. Lineage: Eukaryota; Fungi; Ascomycota; Sordariomycetes; Xylariales; Hypoxylaceae. Gene Ontology annotation, molecular function: oxidoreductase activity, acting on the CH-OH group of donors, NAD or NADP as acceptor. The record is from RefSeq and is a predicted model, not a curated record. The coding region runs from base 1 to 825 and encodes 274 amino acids.